This is a messenger RNA of Gongylonema pulchrum, 675 nucleotides long. The record is from the annotation of a GenBank genome assembly. Lineage: Eukaryota; Metazoa; Nematoda; Chromadorea; Rhabditida; Gongylonematidae.
UGCAUUUUCGAAAAAAAGUCAAAUUUUUCUUUUUUUUUUCAGCCCGCGCAAGGGAAUGUCCAACUAAAAGAUGUUUCAUUUGCAUAUCCGACGUGCCGUCGCCAGAUGGUACUCAACAAACUUUCACUAACAGCCUCAUUUGGCCGAACUAUAGCACUGGUUGGUCCCAGUGGAUGUGGCAAAAGCACUGUAAUUCAGUUGCUCGAACGAUUUUACGAUGUUACUGGCGGUGUAUUGGUGAUCGAUGGUCGGGACAUUAAAAGUUACAACAUCCGGCAUUUACGGUCUAAUAUUGCUUUGGUGGGCCAAGAGCCGACUCUGUUUAAUAUCACCAUCCGGGAUAAUAUUGCUUAUGGGAUGGAAAAUGUGGCACAGGAAGAUGUUGAGGCAGCAGCUAAGCUAGCCAACAUCCAUGGCUUCAUUAUCACCCUGCCACAGGGCUAUGAUACGGUAGUUGGUUCGAAAGGAAAUCAGUUAUCUGGAGGCCAAAAACAACGAAUUGCGAUUGCACGAGCGAUUAUAAAAAAUCCAAAAAUACUCCUUCUGGAUGAAGCGACCAGUGCUCUUGAUACAGAAAGUGAAAAAGUAGCCAUCUUUUUUUACAAUUUUUUCUUUGAGAUCCUGCAUUUUAGCGUUAAACAUUACUUUGAAGACAAAAUUUACCAGAGGAAUUUG